GAAACUUCAAAUCUUGCUUGUAAAAUUUUUUGAGGUCUCUCAGGCCUUUUCCCAAAUAGCUUUUGGCAAUGGCUUCUAAUGUUGCUUUUCCUCAUAUUCUCUUCUUCUCUUUUCUUCUUUUUCUCCUUUUGGAUGUCUCUCAAGCUAAAGUGAACUUGAAUUCCCAUCUCAUAUCUGGCGAUGGAGGCUCUCCAUGGACUUCACCUUCCGGUGACUUUGCCUUCGGAUUUCGCCCCCUUGAAGAUAAGAAUUUCUUCUUGCUCUGUAUUUGGUUCAACCAAAUACCAGAUCAAACUGUUGUUUGGUACGCCAAUGGUGGUAACCCAGCACCAAAAAAUUCCAUUAUUGAGCUUACAAAAGGUGGUCAAUUCGUGCUUACAAAUCCUAAAGGCCAGCAGUUAUGGAAGGCUGAAAUGAUCAAUUCCAGAAAUGUCGCUUACGCUGCCAUGCUCGACAAUGGCAACUUCGUGCUUAAAAGUAAGAAGUCUGUUCACAUAUGGGAGAGCUUCAGCCAACCUACAGACACCAUGUUGCCUGGACAGACACUGCAAGUGGGUGGUAGUCUUUCUUCUCGGCUGUCGAAAAUUGACUACUCAAGGGGAAUGUUUCAGCUCCGAUUGCUCGAAGAUGGAACGCUCGUGCUCAAUCCUGUCUCUUUGCCGUCUAAUUUUCCUUAUGCUCCCUACUUUGCUAUUGAUGCUAAUCCCGCUGAUGAUUGUUCGAAGUUGGUCUUCAACGAAUCAGGCCGUCUUUAUAUAGAGAGGAGCAAUGGAAGCAUUGUUAAUCUCUCACCAUCCGCCAUAUUCCCAAUUGCUGGUUUCUAUCACAGGGCUACCCUUGAUGUUCGUGGAGCAUUUUAUCUGUACGCCCAUCCAAGGCCUUCUCGUGGCGGUACUGGAGACUGGUCCAUUGAGAAAUCAUUUCCUGAUAAUGUCUGUGACAUUAAAGGGUUCCUAGGCAGUGGUGCUUGUGGUUAUAAUAGCUACUGCAAAGUAGCUAAUGGGAUGCCGCAAUGUAAAUGCCCACCUGAAUACACCCUAAAUGAUCCAAACAACAGUCUCAGUGGCUGCAAACCAAAAAUCCCACUUGUAUGUGAAAAGGGUGAAUCUGGUUCCCCUGAGACUCUGUUUGAAUUCAAGGAGCUGAGAGGCACAAAUUGGCCAUUCGCUGAUUACGAAAGGAUUGAGCCCAUUAGUGAAGAGGGCUGCAAGAAUUCUUGCUUGCUGGACUGUUACUGUGCAGUUGUUAUUUAUAGUAACGUGAAAUGUUGGAAGAAGAGGCUUCCACUCUCCAAUGGGAGGUUCAAGGCAAACGACACUUUGAAGGCUUUCUUCAAAGUAAGGCUUGCAAGUUCUUCAAGCACGAAGAAGAAAGAUCGAACAAUAGUUAUCCUGUCUGGAUCGAUGGGUGGUUCUAUAUUUAUGAUCAACUUCCUAUUGUUAGCUGCAAUUUGUCUGACUGCUUGCAUUGCGUACCAAAAAAGACCAAAAGUUAGUAAGCAAGUUUCUAGCAUUUCAGAGACUAAUCUGCAUUCAUUUACAUACAAAGAACUCGAAGAAGCAACAAAUGGGUUCAAGGAAGAAUUGGGACAGGGUUCUUUUGGCAUUGUUUACAAAGGUCUCUAUCCAUUCAGCUCUAACAAUCUGGUUGCAGUCAAGAGACUAAACAAGCUGGUUCAAGAAGGUGAGAAGGAAUUCAAAACAGAGGUAAGUGUGAUCGGUCAGACCCACCACGAGAAUUUAGUUCGAUUGUUUGGAUUUUGUGAGGAAGGGCCACACAGGCUUUUGGUAUAUGAGUUCAUGAGCAAUGGCUCUUUGGCAAGCUUUCUCUUUGGACGCUCAAGGCCUCAUUGGGACCGAAGAACCCCGAUUGCAAUCGGGAUUGCAAGAGGGCUUGCAUACUUACACGAAGAAUGCAGCACCCAGAUCAUCCAUUGUGAUAUAAAGCCUCAGAACAUACUUCUCGACAAUUUUUUCAGGCCAAGGAUUUCUGAUUUUGGAUUGGCAAAGCUCUUAAUGCCUGACCAGGUCUUAACUCUUACAAGUAUUAGAGGAACUAGAGGGUAUAUGGCACCAGAGUGGUUCCGGAGUAUGCCGAUCACAGCAAAAGUGGAUACUUAUAGCUUUGGAGUGAUGUUGUUGGAGAUUAUCUCUUGUAGGAGUGUUGCCCAGACAGCCUGUGGUGGCAAAGACAAAGCAAUAUUAACGGACUGGGCUUAUGAUUGCUACAGAUACGGUAAACUUGAAGAGUUGGUGGAGGGGGAUGAGGAGGCCAUGAGGGAUGAGAAGAGGCAGAAGAGGCUAGAGACUUUGUUGAUGAUAGCAAUUUGGUGUAUUCAAGAGGAGACGUCGCUGAGGCCUGAAAUGAAGGAGGUGUUAAAGAUGCUUGAAGAAACUGUCAAUGUUCCCAGUCCGCGAUGCCCUUUUCCCCUCAGUUCUUACUGUUAA
Molecule: messenger RNA, 2447 nt
Organism: Telopea speciosissima
Lineage: Eukaryota; Viridiplantae; Streptophyta; Magnoliopsida; Proteales; Proteaceae
Product: G-type lectin S-receptor-like serine/threonine-protein kinase LECRK3
Exons: 1
Coding region: 69-2447 (792 amino acids)
Biological process (GO): protein phosphorylation
Molecular function (GO): protein serine/threonine kinase activity; ATP binding
Source: RefSeq, a predicted model, not a curated record